AUGGCACCUACGAACAGAAGCAGUGCAUCCAAUGAGCAGCAACAUGCAUCUCAGCCCAGCCUCCAAGUCCCUGCGACUCCAAACAGGCACGACUCCGUUGCUCCGAAUCAUUCCGAAGAGCACUAUUCACAGGACAUGAAAGAUUCCCUCCGCAGUCUUCGCAGAGCUCGAGAGGCGAGCGGGGAGAAUGACGGAGACCUCCAAGAGCACGUGAACGGUAUUCUGGCAGAAGUCGCCCUCAUCGGGCCUCUCCUGGAGUCGAGUCGCCAGCACAACGCGAGACAAGCUGCGCUGAUCGAGCAGUACGUCGAACAGGUGGCUGCCUUGAACGAGGACGCCCAGCGCAAAGACGUCGAACUGGCAGCCAUGGCCCCACAGCUGCAGAACAGAGACGAAGAGUUACAACGGCGCAUCGAAGACCUGCAGCUCGAUAACCAAGCCAAAGCCGCCAGAAUCCAGGAAUUCGAAAGCAAAAUUGCAAGGCAAGCUGCGCUGACCGAGGAGUACGCUCACAAGAUGGCUACCAUGAAAGAAGAGUCUCAGAGCAAAGACGGCGAACUAGCGGCCAUGGCGCAGAAGUUCCAUGACAGAGAGAGGGAGCUACUACACUGGAUCGAAGUGCUCCAGCUCGAGAACAGAACCGUGGUCGUCAGGAAUUAG
Messenger RNA from Lecanosticta acicola, 660 nucleotides. Lineage: Eukaryota; Fungi; Ascomycota; Dothideomycetes; Mycosphaerellales; Mycosphaerellaceae. The record is from the annotation of a GenBank genome assembly.